AUGGGCAAGCUCAUCGUGGUAGGAUCAUGCGGCAUUCUGGUGUGCGUUCUCGCCUCCCUCUACACCAUCGGAAACCUUCUCAAUGAGAUCGAGGAGCUUCAAGUCGAGUUCCAUGAUGGCAUGAUUGAAUUCAGAUCUAUCACCCAAGACACCUGGGCCCGUAUGCUUAGCAAGCAUAUCAACCCAACUGGACGCUCCGACUCUCCACCAACCUUCCAAACUCUAUUCGGAGCUCGUAGCGCGCGUCAAGCUGGAUUUGAGCAGUGUAACUGCGGACCCAAAUCCCAGGGCUGCCCAUCCGGACCACCAGGAGCACCAGGAGAGGCUGGACCAAAGGGAAACACCGGAAACGACGGAGACGAUGGAAAGCCAGGAGCUCCAGGAGUCAUUGUCGCCAUCACCCACGACAUUCCCGGAGGAUGCAUCAAGUGUCCACCAGGACGUCCAGGCCCAAAGGGGCCACCAGGAGGACCAGGAUCUGCUGGACCAGCCGGAGGAAACGGAAGACGUGGAUCACCAGGGCCAGUUGGAGGAGCCGGAGAACCAGGACCACAAGGAGACGCUGGAAGAGUUGGAUCUGCUGGACGUCCAGGACCUCCAGGACCACGCGGCGAACCAGGAACCGAGUACAAACCAGGACAGCCAGGACGUCCAGGACCACCAGGACCACGUGGAGAGGCUGGAUCAGCUGGAAACCCAGGAGUUCCAGGAAACGAUGGAGAGGCUGGAAAGAACGGAAACGCUGGACGACCAGGACCACCAGGACACCCAGGAAAAAACGGAGUUCCAGGAGAGCGUGGUGCCGAUGCCGCCCCAGGGCCAGAUGCUGGAUAUUGUCCAUGCCCAUCUCGCGCCUCUUACAAGGCUUGA
Molecule: messenger RNA, 870 nt
Organism: Caenorhabditis briggsae
Lineage: Eukaryota; Metazoa; Nematoda; Chromadorea; Rhabditida; Rhabditidae
Gene: Cbr-col-19
Product: Protein CBR-COL-19
Exons: 2
Coding region: 1-870 (289 amino acids)
Molecular function (GO): structural constituent of cuticle
Source: RefSeq, a predicted model, not a curated record